CAAGAUAUCCACGUACCCCUUACAAGCCCUCAAUUCCCCCAAACUGACAUCACAGGGCGUGGAAAUAGGGGGUUUCCGCUCACCCGCCUCAUCACAUGUCCGCCAAGGCUAUGUGUAACCCUGGCCAUCAUAAUGUGGGGAUAGACACGCGCCCUAGGCUUCUAUCAUUAUUGGUAAUAGCCAUACUGUGGUGCUUAAAAUGGCGAGGAAGGACAUCGAGUGCUCCCAGGAUACCAAAGUCUUUCCAAUUGCACCAGGAAAUACUUUAGCAAAGCCUUCCUCAGCAAAGCCUUGAUUCCAUAUCCCCAUCGCCCAAAUACACCCAGUCUUCCAUUCGAUCCAUCGCAAUGUGGUUCCUACUCUCCGACUUCUCCACCCGCAAAGGAGGUGAUAUCAAACUAGGAAUAGUGAUCGAGCAUCCCUACCGACCGACUAGCAACCUAGCCUCCGAGGGAAAUGGUCUGCCGGCUGAUCUUGCCCUACCACCGAUGGGAUGCUUCAUCGAACGCCAUCACGAACACCCCAAGCAUGGAGAUAUCCCCGUCAUGACCAGAGUAUGGAAUGCUUUCCUCGAACGUGUGGUAAAGAAGGCGCAGGAGAAGAAGCCUCCGACUGAAGAAGUCAGAUUCGACAGAGUGGACCAAGAAGUAUGGACAUUCGACCACGAGCUUGACGAGAAAUGCAUGAAAGACAUUGUGGCUGUGCCCAAAGUACGAAAGUACAUGAAAUCUGGCCGCAGAUCUGUCUAUGUCAUCACCGCUGUCUGGAUCACCCAUACGCCGUUGAGGAAGGCUGUGAGACCUCUUCCCAAUGUGUCGGGCGAGGCUUCGAGCGGACAGACUGGAAGCACGGCGGGAGCGGAAGGAGGUGGACAGUCCACAAAUGCAGGGAAUGAUUUGUAUAGAAGGUAUAAGCAUCAGUCGGGAAUUGUGCUUGGGUAUCGUACACAUAUGAUCUAUAUGGAUGGUUCUGAUGUCAAGUGUGUGGAACCUGGGGGUUCGUCGGCAGAACGCGAACAAGCCAUUGGAUGCCCGGAUUCACUGUGUUUGGGUAGAUGAUGGGGGGUUUCUGUAUUGCUUGUCUGGUGAAGUGAUUCGCUUGAGAUGCUCUAAAGCGUUGGUCUACCGUCUUUAUCUCAUUCACGAUCGCGCAGAGCCUUUGGUAGUUAGUUCGCUGAUUGGUAGAAUCUGACGGAGUUGAAAAGUAUCCGAUUUCCCACUAAG
Messenger RNA from Aspergillus sclerotioniger CBS 115572, 1223 nucleotides. RefSeq lists its product as uncharacterized. The coding region runs from base 348 to 1058 and encodes 236 amino acids. The transcript has a single exon. The record is from RefSeq and is a predicted model, not a curated record. NCBI's taxonomy places the organism in Eukaryota, Fungi, Ascomycota, Eurotiomycetes, Eurotiales, Aspergillaceae.